This is a messenger RNA of Prorocentrum cordatum, 201 nucleotides long. Lineage: Eukaryota; Dinophyceae; Prorocentrales; Prorocentraceae. The record is from the annotation of a GenBank genome assembly.
GCGCACCUGAGCGCCCCCUGGCAGCGCCGCAUGCCCGCGGCCGCUGUGCUCGCCGCGGCCCUCGCGGCCCUCGCGGCCCUGGGCGGCGGCGCCGCCAGCCUCGGGAAGGCACCGGGGGCGCACGCCGUGCUGCCGACCUACAAGAAAGGCUCAUCUCAUCUGAGGCGGAGCCGGGGCGCGCGGCGCUCCCGCCCCACCCGA